CUUUAUACCCCAGAACUUCCCGACGGUAACAAACUUUGGGCCUUGAUCGAAGAAUACUUCUCUCACAUCCAUCCCCUGCGAUGCUUUGGAUUUGUGCAUAAGCCUUCAUUCAUGCAACGAAUAGAUGAGGAUGUUGGAUCGUUCCGUGACGAAGAAUCAUUGCUCCACGUAAUAUGUGCGCUUGGUGCGAAGUUUAUUGCUUUGAAUUAUGCGCCUCAAUUGUCUCCUGAGCUAAUGCUGACCGCGGGAAAUCAAUGGGCCAAGAUCGCCAAAGCUCGAAUAUUUGUCGACCUAGAUGAUCUUUCCAUUGAAAAGUUGAUGACAGCAAUUCUUCUCUAUGACCACGAUCUUCGAAUCGGAAGCUAUGCGAGCGCAUUCAUGCUCAGCGGGAUGACCGCCCGAAUGUCACAAGCAUUGCAAUUAAGUCUAGAAAGCUCGGCGGAUGUGCUUUGUUCAAAGUCAGACUCAUCACCCGUCGUCAAUGAAGCGCGACGUCGUUUAAUGUGGAGUUGUUAUGUCAUGGAUAGUUGGGUAGGCAGUGGCGUUAAUCAACUCACUCUACUGGAAGAUCGAGAUGUCAAAAUCCAGCUGCCAUGCCAUAGUCAUAACUUUAUCCUGGGUAUCCCCUGCAUCACAGAAACGCUCGAUGCUGGCAAGGUCCUAAACUUCGUUUCCGAUAAUCAGAUUCCUCCAGAUCCGUCUCAAAAUAUGGGAAUAGAGUCAUAUUUCAUUCGUCUUGUGAGCAGUCGGAAGAAGGUAUUGCGAUAUGUUAAGCAUCUGGAUACCUCUGAGCCCCCUUGGCAACCUCGCUCCGAAUUUCUAUUACUGUCAGCCGAAUUUGACGCAUGGCGCCGGUCACUCCCGCAGAGCCUGACGUGGAGUCCGGGUGCCAUAUAUGCCCGCAAAGAAUCAUCUCAACUUGGCGCGUUAACACUACUCUGGUGCACUUUCCAUCAAACAUUGGUUGAUCUAUACCGUAUCGGAAUGCCAAUUCUGUUCCGAAUACAGAAAGACAUCGAUUUCCCUCCCGAACAACAAGAGUUUCUGGACAAUUGCCGCAGAGCUUGCUUUGAUAAUGCCCGGGAGGUGUCUACCAUCCUAUCCGAGGCAUUCAAACACGGAAUUAAGGUGCUUGCGGAUACUUGGCUCUGCAUCAUUGCCCAUGACAGCACCAAGGUCAUGCUUUACUACUUGAAGCUAAACGAACGCUCACGCACACUGGAUCAGAGAGAAGUCGACAACACAAUAGCGUUGGCGCAGCGAAACCUUGAAGGACUACUGCAAAUGAGACCUAUGGUUGCAACUGCGGAACACUGUUACUUGUCUGUCCUUAAGAUGAUGAUUGCUGCUGGCAUUCAGCCCCAGAUUUCUCACGGUGCUAUUUCUGCUCCCCGAGCUCCCAAUGAAACCGAGGCAGCACCCUCCGCUCAAGGAUCCCCAAUGCAAGAAUCCCCAGAAAACGUGCUAAACCCACUUGCCAUCUACCGAAUGGCACGAACAGCCCUGCACGAAAAAGGCGCACAAUCGUCUGCGUCGAAUUCUCCAUCUACUCAAAACACUGCUUCACCCGUGGCGACACGUUCACGCCUUGGUCGGACUCGACACCGCGAUCAGUCAAGAGUCGAUGUUAUACAAAUGCCUUCCCCAACUUCAGGCCAAACGCUUAACGAAUUUCCUGGAUCUAAUAUAUACCAAGGCAUGGAAAAUUUCUACUUGCCACAACAUAGGGAGGACCCAUCACUAGAAAUGGCGAACUUAGCUCCCAUGGCCGCUGGCCUUGGUGGGACUUGGGACCCAGGCGAUUUAGCCGUCAUGGACAUACUAGACGGCGGCAUCGCACCAUGGACAGCGGACUAUUUGACAGAUGGCCAAUCCGGGGUAGACCCUUUUCUGUUUCCGUUUUAA
This is a messenger RNA of Penicillium waksmanii, 1905 nucleotides long. RefSeq names its product fungal specific transcription factor domain-containing protein. The record is from RefSeq and is a predicted model, not a curated record. Gene Ontology annotation, biological process: DNA-templated transcription. The annotation marks the transcript as partial. The transcript has 6 exons. Gene Ontology annotation, molecular function: DNA binding; zinc ion binding. Gene Ontology annotation, cellular component: nucleus. Lineage: Eukaryota; Fungi; Ascomycota; Eurotiomycetes; Eurotiales; Aspergillaceae.